Messenger RNA from Oryzias melastigma (Indian medaka), 1943 nucleotides. RefSeq names its product zinc finger protein 236. Bases 107 to 1000 code for a protein of 297 amino acids. NCBI's taxonomy places the organism in Eukaryota, Metazoa, Chordata, Actinopteri, Beloniformes, Adrianichthyidae. The transcript is spliced from 2 exons. The record is from RefSeq and is a predicted model, not a curated record.
CUCUUUGUUUACACCGGAAACGGAAAUGAGAUCUCGUUAGCAAACUAGCACACUUGCUUUCUAGCUUCCCAGCAGAUUCGACCGUCGUUUCUCCUUGUUUGCAAACAUGUCUCAGCUCGAUUACAUGCGGCUGUUUGCCAGCCAGCGGCUGACCGCAGCGCUCGAAGAGAUUCUGUCGGUGUUUGAAAACGUAAUCGUGAAAUACGAGCGAGACGCGGCUCAGUGUCGAGAAGUGAUCUCCCGCCAGCACGCGCUGCUCUGCACGCUGCACCAGCCUCUGAGGGAGUGGGACGCGCCUCUCACAGACUGUCUCACGCAGCAGCCGUCGUCAGGACAAGAAGCAGCUCCCUGCCAACCCAAGGAUGACAUCCCAGACCAGGAAGUCGUUCUUUCUUAUGUCAAAGAGGAAGAGCAGAAGGAGCAGCAGCUCCAGAAACUCAACAAUCUGGAGAUCAUCGGGUUUACCUACCGUUCUAAGCCGGCUGCAAAGCCACUAGUGGACCUGCAACCAUCCGUUCACCCACAAACCCUAAACUCAGAUCCAGAUGUGCAAAACGUGUUGUCCUCCGAGACUGAAGACAGUGACGACUACAACAAAGAAUCUGCAGAAUCUGAAGCGGCUUCAGAUGAAAAGCAGAAGUUUGUCAGACCGCAGGAAUCGUUCAGCUGCCACGUCUGCAGCCGCACUUUUAAGACUCGCAGGAUUCUGUUCAAGCACGUUAAAAGCCACCAGCAGGACGCCGAGCAGGUCUGCGGCCUGUGUGGAGAACAGUGCCACGCUGGUGAGGGUCUGACGCGGCACCUCCAGACGCACUUUGAAAAGAGAAAGCUGCAGAUUCAGACCAGGAGCCAGAACUGGGAGAAACGGGUUUCUAAACUCAGUGAAAACGGAGUUGAGGAAAGCCAGAAAGGAAACAAAUGUGAGGAGACGAACGGGAGCGCCGACCAAAGAGAGACGCUGGAGCAGAAGAAGACGAGUAAAAGACAGAGGACGGUGUGAACACGCUCCAGUCCGAAAUGCACUCUCUUUUUCCUAGAGUUAAACACUGUUUGUUUAGAUGCGCUGAUAGUAAAACUUGCCUCUUUUUUUUUCAUUUUUGCAGCUUUUUUAGUCUAAUUUCUUUAAAGGUUAGAUUUUAUUUAAUCAUGGAACCGGUUAUAAGUGCAAACUGUACAUUCACAAAAGACUUGAGGAGUCUUGAUUUGUAAAAUAAUGAAGGGGAGCUGCCUUUUAGGGAGGUGAAGGUUGGAGUUUAUAACACAUCAGGCUUGUUUAUUUUACAGCUACAGCAGAAAGACUUGUAAAAGACAAUAAAUAAGAUGAGAAUAUUGUUUCUUUAGGUUCAUUUUUUAAGACAAAGAAGUGUUAAAUGAUUGGUUAUUCUUAAAAAGAGAAGAGAAAUUAGUUUUUAGCUAUUCAGGAAUAAAUAUUUCUGAGUUUUUUGGCAAAAAAGUAGUUUAGAUCCAUAAAAAGGAAUAAUUUUAGGGCUCAAGGACAUUUUUGUUCCAUUUUCUAAGAGCUUUUUGGCUCUAACCUCACAUGUGGAGCGACAUUUGCUUUGUUAGCCAUCUAAAAUUAUUUUUGUCAUCUGGAAUCUGUUUAAGUUUAACUUCAAGAAUAGCAUUUUUUUCCCCAUGUGCACUUCAUCCAGUCAGUUUCAGACAUUUACGUACAUUUGAGAAGGUUAAGAUUUAAAUGAUGGAUCAAAAAUAAGCUUUCAUCUGAUGCCAUUUCACUCAAGAAAUGACUGUUCUUGAGAAAAGAAAUACCACAAGUGUCUUUGUGUUUCUGUUUUUUGCUAUCAGAAAACACUCGUAAAUCUCUCGUACCUCAACUAAGGACUUAAAAAAAUGUUGUUACUUUUAUUUUUUUAUUCUUCACAUAUUAGUAAACUGUGCCUGUAAUUUGUUAUUUUAUAAAUAAAGUUUAGAAAUUUUGAUUA